ACUAAAAAAUUUCAGAUGUCAAUGUACGUCAACACAGAAAUUUCUUUUAAAAUGUGAUAUUUACCUUUACAAUUAAUUCUAUUUGUUUACGAUGCUUCUUAAAAACACGAGCAAUAAAUCUAAGUGCAAACCUUUGAUGUUAUGGUUUUAAUUUAGUUAAAAUGUUUAGUAAAAGAAAUCUUGUCGACGUUAAAAAAUCCACUUCGAAAAUACAAGAUCCGAAAAAAGAUUUGGCGACAAGAAUCAAACACUUGAAGAUCAUUUUAGAUAAUGUGGAUAUUGCUGAAGCUAAAGGGUUGUUUGAAGCCAAUUUUAGUCACGUUUAUAACAUACUAUACGACAGUUUUAUCCAAGCUGAAGGGAAUCUAAGACAACGAGAGCUCUCUUUUCAUUUGGUUCACAAAGCACACAAAGAAGAACUAGAAUGUACUCUCUGGAUUCUGGAACAAGUGUUGUGUCUGCUCCCAGAGCUAAUCUACAAAAGAUGGCAACUCCACUCCCUUGGCCGCAUUUUAUCCAAACUUUUACACCCCGGAAACUCCGUAAAACUGCGACGGCAAGCCAUACGUUAUUUCCUCAUGUGGUACCAAGCAUUAAACGACAAUGCCCCUGAUUACGUCCAUAACAUGUUCCAAACUUUGGUACCAGGUUUCAACAGUUCCUCAUCAGCUCUGAUGCAAAUCAGCGGCAGCGUUUUUCACGACACCAGCGCCCAAAAUCCCGUCACGCCGGCAGAGUUGCUCCCAGUGCUGCCCCCUUCGGGGGGCGAAAAAGCUCCAGAACACCAAAGCAAGUUUUUCUUGGAGGCUCUUUUAGAGCAUAUGGUGCACACCGUUAUUAAAUUAGAGUGGCACGAUAAAGCCGCUCACCAUCACCGGUGUUUCAAUUUUUUAUUGGAAAAAUUCAAGUCGUAUUAUUUGAUAAAGAUCUGUCCAAGUUUUAGUUCUGACACGUCUUUGUAUACUCCAAAUUUAGAGUUGCCGGUUUUGAGAAAACCUGAAGCCGAGAGUGAGUUUAUAUUGUGUCGUGUUGCUUUGAUAAUGUGGGUGGCCAAUCAUUUGCACCAUCCUAAGAAGAAUGCGGAUGGGGGACCUAGUUCAAUUACACAUUCCACUAGUGCGGGUGCCGCCCCACAUGACGAGGAGGGACACGAGUCGGCACAUGCAAGCCUCGAAUCGACGAUAUCGAUUCAGACGAACAAAACUGCAAGCGAUGAGGAACUAGCAAAUCAAAUCGUACGAGAGGUUCUUUGUAGUUCCCGAGACAAUGUUAAUUUCAUCCACGAGAUAUAUCGCCAAGCAUUCCUAAUUAAUUUUAGUCAUGUAGUUGCAAUUAGAAAAAUUAUAGCAGUCUACAAGGACCUAAUUCAGCUCAACGUACCUGAGAUGCCCUCAUACAUGCUAGAACCUCCCGAAGAUGCUCCUAGAUUUGUGGAUGAGGGCAUAUUCGAAGGUAUGAGACCUCCACGAUUACGAAAUGACUCGUAUUUGGGGGCUAUACAUAGGGAAAAUCUGUUAGUGAGAGCGGGAAUGCAGAACAUAUUGCAACUAUUUAUGACACAUGCUGCCAACGUGUUUUUAUUAGAAGUAAAUCCACACAUUCCUAAAAUGUUGGAAGAACAGACUGAUGCUUGUAAAAGAGUACUUAAUAUUUACAGAUAUAUGGUUAUGAAUACGCGGAUGGAUAGUAGCACUUGGGAACAAUUGUUGUUGGUACUUCUACAGAUUACUUCACUUGUUUUGGGGGAAAAUCCUCCAAAGAAAAAAAUUAACACCCUUGGGGGAAAAUUAGCACCAGCGAUUUUUCAAACAUUGAUCGUUACAUGGAUCAAAGCUAAUUUGAAUGUUAUGAUUUCGAGGGAAUUGUGGGACCGGUUUUUACUAGUUUUGACUUCUUUGACCAACUGGGAAGAGCUUAUAAAAGAAUGGGCGAAAACAAUGGAAACUUUAACACGAGUCUUAGCACGACAUGUGUAUAAUUUAGACUUAACCGACCUGCCUUUGGACCGUCUUAUGGAGCAAAAAUCAAAACGCGGUCGCCGAUCAGCAAACCGACCCGAAAGUACGACUCAGUGCAAUAUAAACGACCAUAGCCACAUCUCAGUGUGUCGUCAAGACUCUUCCCUACCCGACGGCAACGUUUUGCGAAAAAAAGCCAAACAUGGCUUAACCAGAAGUCACAGUGAGACGAGUUUGAACGUAAAACGGCGCUCCUCGCAACGACAAAGACAUACAAAACACCGUCGGUCUUUAUCACUGGACAAUAUUCCUCAACCCGACACCGAAUCGACAGACCGAACUCGCUCUCCAAGUCCGGCGCCUUCUAGCGGACUCGAAAGCAACUCGAUCAAAGACUCGCCGAUUCAGUUGGACGUACUCUCGGCUGAAAAUUCGAAUUCUGAGUCGGCCGGUGAACACCGAGGAGUGGUGUGUGGAGGCUCAAUCCGCGGUUGGCUUCCAGAUGUCGCUGUGAUACUUUGGAGACGUAUGUUGGGUGCUCUUGGUGAUGUCAAUACCAUCGCCGAUCCCAAGUUGCAUGCGCAAGUUUUCGAAUAUUUGGUCAAACUGAGCGAAACUUUGAUCAAAAUAAAGCAAAAUCAGGGUAUUUCGGCUGAUAAUCAGAAUACGCCGCCAGCUCCAGAGUUGAUACCGCCUUUAACUUUGAUUUUGCCUUGGUGUUUCGGGGCUUUAAUGCUCCCGGAUGAUUAUGAAGCGGGGAAGUUAAACGCGUUGAGGCUCUUGUGUACUAUCACCGUAAACUGUGAUUAUAAACGUAGGAAUUAUUUACCUCAGUUCUAUAGAUUUUUGCAUAUGUCGCUCGCUGGGAAUUCAAAGCCGUUUCUUAAUACAACGUUGAAGUUUCUCGGGCCUAGAUUCUUAUCGUUGCAGUUGCCGGGGUUUUCGUUGCUGUUAUUGGAUCUUAUACACGCGUGUAAUACCGUCUUGAACUCGAAGGAAAAUCUCGAAGGGGCGCCACGAACCGAGGCGAUCUCGAUUAUUGCGAAUUUGUUAAGUUUACCUGACGAUCUAAACAGUAUUUCUGUGCUUCAACCGGAGGAUAAUAUUCACGUGAGGUCAUGUCCAGAUGUGAAAGAACACGUUGUUAGUAUUUUACUUCGGGCUGGGAGACGGGAACCUAAAGGCAAAGCUCGGUGUAUUGCACUUUCGGCAUUGGGAAUGUUUGUGUACAAGGAGUUGACCAAUCAGACGUUUCAUCCCAAAGUCACUGACGCCAUCAACGUGCUCUUAUUGGCGCUCAAGUUUAAUAAUAAAAUUAUUGCACAACUGGCAAGCAAUAUAUUGUUUUUGUUGUGCGAUCAUGCGUCUCUGUUAUGGACACAAUAUCCAAGACUUGGGAAUGCCGUAGUUCGGACAUUGUGUGCGGCCUUGUUUCGACACGCACCUUUGGGUUCUACGGCGGGUGAGAGUGAUAAAGCUUUGGGGACGGCGCUGUUGCUGUGUUUGGGCGAGUGGUGUAUGCGGUUAGGACCUAGGAGGCUCUUAGAAGUGUCGGAGUAUGGAGAAGAGAGGGGAACGUGUCUCUUGCUACAAGUUUUUACGGUUUUGUAUAAAAUUGCCGUCGGGAAAACAUCGUCUGAACACUCGGGUGGUUUGUCUCAACCUAGCCUGAACGAAGAUUUUGACCCUAAUAUCCUCUCUGACGACCUCGUAGACAAGUCAUCGCCCUCAUUAUCACCCUCCAAAAAUCACCAAUGUCAAAAAGCCAUUACUUUAUGUGCUAAAACAGUUCUAUCACAUCUUGUAACCCACUUGGGACACUUUCCAAUGGCAAUCGGAGCUGCGAGACUUAGUUCUUUGGUUGUGGAACACGAUGAUGUUCCUAAUUUAAGUUCAGAUGAAUUAUCGGCUAAUAUAUUUUCAGCACCUAAUAUUCAACUUUUUAUGCUUACUGAAAACGUUAUCGCAAGCUUAAUCGAGUUGCCUGUGCUCGAUUUACCUGGGGGUGGUGUUACAGCUGGCUUGUCAACAGCUGACAAACAAGUGAGAGUGUUAUUGAGGGAUUUGUCGGGCAAGGCAAGCUGGGAUGCGUCAAUUUUGUAUCGCACUCCCGAUAAUGACAGUGAGGAGUUCCAAAUUGGUCAAGUCGAAAUUGAAACUAAUGCGAAUCAGGGUAAAUGGGGGCAUGCAAGUAUACAACCCGAAAGUUUUAUGGGAAGUCCUAGUAAUUUGCCACAGAGAGCUAUGAGACAUCGAUCGCCGAAUGUUUUACCGGAUAUCUCAAAUUCUGCACCGGAUCUCGACCAAUUAGACGAUUUGUUGCAAUAUUUGGGCCAUACUAGUCCUGAAUGUUUGGAAAAUUUUGAUCGCAAGUUGAAUGAACCAGCGCUGCCACCUUUGUCGAUUGAAAUCGAACAAGAAGCUAUAGCGUCUGUUAUUAACCAGAGGAAUUUAGAAGUGGAGGAAAAUAGAGUUAUGCAAUUUGCGAACUCUAUGCUAGGACAACCUAUUUCGAGGCCUAGUAGCCGGAAUGAGGGGGCUUCGAGUCCGGGUUAUGACAACAGCAUUCAGCAGGUUUCAUCUGGUGUUGUUGAACAGAACGCAUUCCAACAAUGCAGAUUACUAUUUUCUCAGUUAGGGCUUGCGGGUUGGGAGCGUCGCCAACAGUUGCAUCUCCUCAACAAGACUGAACGUUUAUUGCGUGAACUGCGGAAUUUGGACAGUCAGAGAUGUAGAGAGACGCACAAAGUGGCCGUGAUUUACGUUGCGCCUGGUCAAGAAGACAAAAACUCGAUUUUAUCAAAUCAAGGAGGCAGCGCUGCUUAUGAACAAUUUCUUGCGGCUUUAGCUUGGGAGGUUGAGUUGGAGGGUCAUACAGGUUUCUUGGGAGGUCUCCAAAGACAAGGGUCGACGGGAUUGACAGCGCCAUAUGUGGCGACGAGUUUUUCGGAAACUAUUUUUCAUGUGGCAACGAGGAUGCCAGGGGAUACACCUGAGACUGUUCUCAAUAAAACCAGACAUUUGGGAAACGAUGAAGUUCAUAUUGUGUGGUCAGAGCAUUGUCGGGAUUAUAGGCGUGAUAUCAUUCCCACUGAGUUCUGUGAUAUUUUGAUAACAAUCUACCCAUUAGGAAGUAAUCUAAAUAGGGUGACUGUCAACUGUAAACCCGACGUUCCUCAUUUUGGUAUUCUGUUUCAUGAAGCUAUUGUUGAAAGUAAUGUUUUGGCCGGUUUGGUUAGGGCAACUGCAAUUUGUGCUAGUCGUGCCAAAAGAACUACUUUACCUUUCUACCAACAAUACUAUGAAGAACGGGCAAUGUCACUUGAAACUGUUGUGACAAAACACAAACACAGCACAACGUAUGAAGAUUUUAUUUCGCGAGUGUACAGCCCCAUUGCGACUCCCAGCCCCUUCUGUGUUAGUGGCUCAACCUCAAGUGGGGCCGGCGAUGGGCCGGCUUGUACGGGAAAUCCAUCCAUGUUGGCAGCAGCUCUCUUAGACUCCCACGGACAUUCUCACAAACCUAAUCAAAGAAGCGAUUCCAAAUUUAGAAUUUCAGCAUCUGAUGCCGCGCGCGGUGUUUGGUUCAAUAACAACCAUGACGUGUCUCAAAAUGUGGAAUCAACAAGUAUAUCACCGCGUCCGUUGAAAAAAAUUUCCUCAAGUUUGAAAAGCGUUCCAAGGAGGUCGCUGAGGCAAGAAGUUCAAGAAUCUCCACCCGAAAGUCCCCAACAGACUACGAGAAAAAAAUAGAUCUACCUGUAAAAAGUGCUUGAUGUCGUAUAUUAGGCUAAGUACUAACUGGUUUUUGUGCACAGUACUUAAAUUAGUUGUGUAAUAAUAGUGAGUGUUUCUCAUUUGGAAUUAAGAAAAACACCAAAAUUUAAUCUCAAAUAUAUUUUUAUAACUACUGAAUAAAAGGGUGAAAGCGAACAAAUCGAAGAAAAAGGCCUGAAAAUGAUUUAGGUUAUAAUAAUAUUCAGUAGUUGUAGAUUUUAACUUAUUUUUAUGAAUCUGUAAAUUAGUUUUGUUUUAUUAAUGUGAAAUAACGGUAUUAAUUAAUUAAUUAGAUGUGUACACGACAUGUAUUUAUUAACGUUAUUUAUUUCCUUUUUAUCUAUUGAAUAUAAUCUCUGCAUUUAUCAAACUGUGAAUAUUUUCUUGUUGUGUUUGUUAUUGUUGGGUUUUCAGUAUUGCAAUCAUUUUUAGAUUUCAGAAAUUCCAUUUUUUAGUAUUUUGUUUAUUUUUCUUUAUUGUAAACAGUAUUUUUUACUGUGAAAUUUUCAAAUUUUGAUUUUGUGAAGGACAAAAAAUGAUUGUAACAUGUGUUUGAAUUUACUUCAGUAUUAAUUUUUAUUUUACUUCUUUCCACUUUUUGCAACCAUGGAAUGGUUUUGUAAACAUGUAGAUAAUAUUUUUAAAAAUUGUACUUAUACCUGAAAAGCUUUAUUA
Molecule: messenger RNA, 6410 nt
Organism: Tribolium madens (black flour beetle)
Lineage: Eukaryota; Metazoa; Arthropoda; Insecta; Coleoptera; Tenebrionidae
Product: probable Rho GTPase-activating protein CG5521
Exons: 19
Coding region: 162-5711 (1849 amino acids)
Biological process (GO): positive regulation of GTPase activity; regulation of small GTPase mediated signal transduction
Cellular component (GO): nucleus; cytoplasm
Molecular function (GO): GTPase activator activity
Source: RefSeq, a predicted model, not a curated record